Messenger RNA from Limulus polyphemus (Atlantic horseshoe crab), 2360 nucleotides. Its product is annotated as synaptogenesis protein syg-2-like. The transcript has 14 exons. Bases 1 to 2202 code for a protein of 733 amino acids. The record is from RefSeq and is a predicted model, not a curated record. NCBI's taxonomy places the organism in Eukaryota, Metazoa, Arthropoda, Merostomata, Xiphosura, Limulidae.
AUGAAAUAUGUGGUGCUUCAGGGCCCAGAAAGUGCAGCAAAUGAGCCUCCUCAGUCUGGUUUGAGCAUCAAUAAUGACCAGAAUGAAGUAGCACUCAAAGAGAUAUCAGCCAUUCUGGGCAAACAGGCAUUACUUCCAUGUAAUGUGUCUAUACCUGAAUUCCAAACAGCCAUUUCGCUAAUCGUGUGGUUUAAAGAAAAAUCUGAGACACCGGUCUAUACAAUGGACGCUAGGGAAGGAAAUCUUCGAAAUGCUGUUCAUUACGUUGGGGAUCAACUUAGACCCCGUGCCAUCUUUGAUCUUUCUACACAACCUCCGCUCCUUAGGAUUGAUCCCGUCAGAGAAAAGGACUCUGGAAUUUAUAAAUGCCGAGUGGAUUUCCGUUGGUCAAGAACAAUCUACUGUCAGGUUAAACUGAAAGUUAUUGUACCCCCAAGAAAAGUGUUCAUUGUUGACCAGAAGGACGAAAGACUGCAAGAAGGAGAUACCGUUUCUCUCACAUGUGUAUCAUUGGGUGGAAAACCUCUUCCUAACGUCAGUUGGUGGAGAAAUUCUGAGCUGAUUGAUGAUACCUCAACGAUAGUUUCUAGAGAAAAAGUUACAAACGAACUGAUUCUCCAAGGUUUAAAUAGACGUCAUAUUUCUAGCAGUCUGACAUGUAAAUCUUCAAACAGCAACUUAACAUCCCCUGCUAGCAGUACAGUCGUUCUUAAGAUGAUUCUUAGACCAUUACUCGUGAAGAUAAUUUCACCACAUCAGUCCUUUCUUGCUGGCCAGAAAUCUGAACUCCAGUGUCACAGUUACGGUUCUAAGCCUGCAGCUCAUAUUUCCUGGUGGAAUGAACGCAAAGAACUCCGUACCUCGGUAACGACUGCAAGGACUGAUAAUUUCACUUACAGCAAAUUGAGUUUCACCCCAUCUGUUGAUGACAACGGAAGUUACUUGUCUUGCCGUGCAGAUAAUCCACUGAUACCAAAUAGCGGCUUAGAGGACGGCCGGAUAUUGAAUAUUCAUUAUCCACCUCUAGUUUCACUGAAAGUUUCAACGAGUACAGAUUUAGAAAAUAUUACCGAAGGAGAUGGAAUUUCCAUGAAAUGUAUCAUUCAAGUAAACCCUGCACUGAAGAAAUUAGAGUGGCUUCAGAAUGGACGUGUAUUACAAAUAAACCAAAGGCAUGAUAUCAUUAUGACGGAUGAAAAAUUAGACAUAAGAAGUUUAAAGCCACACCACAGGGGGACCUACAAAUGUGUAGCUUAUAAUGACGUUGGCCGAACAGAGAGUAAUGGAAUCAAUCUUAACCUAAGAUUCACUCCGAUUUGUGCCAAAAGAACGAAACAGGAGUUCAGAGUUAUGAACAACAACAGCGUAACCAUAAAGUGUACGGUACAAGCCAAUCCAUCUGAUCUUACGUUUCAGUGGUAUCUAAAGAAUUCUUCCCACACAGAAGAAAUCAACGGAGUUAACAAAAAUAAUACUCUGAACAUUUUGACGUACACGCCAAGAAAAGAAUCUGAUUAUGGAGAUGUUGUCUGUCAAGCAAGUAACAGUAUUGGUAUUCAACAGGAACCGUGUGUUUACAAGAUUCUUCCCGUGGGUAAGCCAGAAUUUCUGAGAAACUGCAUUGUUUUUGACCAGUCCGCCACUGGGUUCUCAGUACACUGUCAGGAGGGCUACAACGGAGGUCUCAACCAAACCUUUCACAUGGAGGUAUACUCGAUAACAACAACAACGAAACACAGACUCGUCGCAAACAUAACACAAGACACAAUACCUGUUUUUGGUGUUGAGGUCUUACCGGCAAGCUCGAACUUUAUUGUUGUGUUGUACGCCUCUAAUAACAUUGGAAGAAGCAAACCAGUCUCGUUAAGGGCACGUACGUCCUCUGCAAAACAGGAACUAAAGGAUCGGGCAGAUGACGUGGAUGUCCACAAGUUAGUAGCAGUAAUUACUGGGGCCGUUGCUCUCGUUUCUAUUAUUGCGGGUAUGGGUUUUAUCAUUAGUCGGUACCAGAUAAGGUGCCACUCUCGAGUGUCAGGCCAGAUGGAAGAUUCUAACAGAAAUGAGGAACUUUCUCUACGUUCUACUUCUCAGACAAGAACAACAACUGUACUAAGGGAAACUGUGCCUGUAGUUGAAAAGGUCACACUGCUCAGGCGAACAACAGAAGCUGGUGUAAGUUCAAAAGUAGAGAACAGCGUAUAGUUUGAUAUGAACGAUUAUUAAGUGAAGAACAUCUAAGGAUUAAUACGUAAGAUGAACAACAAGGAAACCUUGACAAAAGAUGUGUGGUUUUGUGAUGAAAACAUCUGAUGACAGACGGAAGAAACACUGAGGAACGAAACAUUCAACCGUGAAUGUUU